CCGGGCUAAUCUGGAACCAUGGAUUGGUCGAGAGCCAGACUCGACCACCUCAGCACCCUUGUGCCAGGGGUUGGGUCUAAGACGGCUGCGGAACUAGCUGUUGCCGUCGUCGCUGCUGUAUUGGUGGCCCUCUCGGGCUGGUCCGUGGUCGCCUGGGCAACGUCGUCCCUGAGGAAGUUUCCCGGCCCUUUCCUCGCAGAGCAGCAGGUGCCAACUGAAGGUCAUGGAACUCCACGAAAAAUACAGCCCGUGGUCCGCAUCGGGCCGAACCUGCUCAUCCUCGACUACCCGGAGCUGGUCAGGACCAUCUACGGCACGGAUGAAAAGUGGUGCAAGAUGCGUCUCUGGCUGCCUGUUCCCUUGGCCCGGUUCGAGUCGCAUAACAAUUCCAGCGCGGUAAUCGACGGCAAGAUUACCUUCAACCUAUUCAUCGAGCCAGAUGCGGCCGAACACACCCGCAAGAAGCGCCCUGUGGCCAAGUACUUCACCAUGAGUGCCGUGCUGCGUCUCGAGCCUCACAUUGAUAGCGCCAUCGGCGAGUUUAUCGCCCAGCUGGACGAGCGGUUUCGCCUGGGACCUCAGCAGCUCGGCGGCCUAGCCCUGCCCAGCCCCAGCACCGACCCUCUGAAAAUAAUCCCGCCCGGCACCCCCGUCGGCGUCAACGCGUAUGCCGGCACCCCCGUCGGCGUCAGCGCGUAUGUGCUAGGCCGCAACCGGUCGCUGUGGGGCACCGACGCGGUAGAGUUCCGGCCCGAGCGCUGGCUCGACGCCGAGGCCGCCGCCAAGGAGAGCGAGGACGCGCGCGCGCGGCUCUUGCGCCAGCUCGCUGCCGUCGACUUCGUCUUUGGCGCCGGCCCCCGCGUCUGUCUCGGCAAGCACCUUGCCAUGGUUGAGAUAUACAAGGUCCUCGCGACUCUCGCGAAUAGGUACGAUGCCGAGCUGGCGUUCCCUGACAGGGAGUGGGCGGUGAGGAAUUUCUGGCUGCUCAAGGGCGAGGGACUUGCUGUGAGGCUGCGGGUAAGGGAGUGACUGAUGGAUGUGUAAGGGUAGGUGUGUGUUACUUGUGGGAUGGUUUCAAAACUUGGGGUUUAAAAAGGGGGUGUGGCGAUGGACGAAGCUUGUCGUGUCGUCCGGGUUUCCCCCCGUUUCCUCCCCCUUUUCUCCGUCUUGCGCAACGAGGAAAUCGGCAUCGAAAGUGGAAUAUAGUAGACGUCUAAUGUCGUGUACUAAGAUCAAACUACUUAGGUACCUAGGUAACCAGCCCAACCCCUGAACGUUUGUUAAUCAGCGG
Molecule: messenger RNA, 1291 nt
Organism: Lasiosphaeria miniovina
Lineage: Eukaryota; Fungi; Ascomycota; Sordariomycetes; Sordariales; Lasiosphaeriaceae
Product: cytochrome P450
Exons: 5
Coding region: 19-1029 (336 amino acids)
Molecular function (GO): heme binding; monooxygenase activity; iron ion binding
Source: RefSeq, a predicted model, not a curated record